Cicer arietinum (chickpea) is the source of this 1163-nucleotide messenger RNA. RefSeq names its product DNA polymerase zeta processivity subunit. The record is from RefSeq and is a predicted model, not a curated record. Lineage: Eukaryota; Viridiplantae; Streptophyta; Magnoliopsida; Fabales; Fabaceae. Gene Ontology annotation, cellular component: zeta DNA polymerase complex.
CAGAGUUGAAACAUGAAUAUGGGAAUUUUAUGUGAUGGAACGCAGAGAGAAUCAAACUCCACAAGGCCAAAUAGCUAGGGUUUUGGUUGAAUUUUUGGAAGUGGCUAUUGCUUCUGUUGUUUUUCUCAAAGGGGUUUAUCCUUCUGGGGCUUUUGAGAGGAGAAGGUAUAUGAAUGUGGUGGUUCAAAGGGCUUGUCAUCCUCAGCUUAGAUAUUACAUACAUGCCACUAUUUCAGGACUUCUUCCCUUUAUACAAAAGGGCAUGGUUGAAAGAGUAGCUGUUAUUUUCUUCAAUGCCAACGAUGUUCCACUGGAGAAAUUUGUUUUCAUGCUUGGAGUGAACCUCUCUUAUGGCUCAACUGUAGAAGAGGUCGAUCUUCAGUUCUCUCUGAGAUCAUUUCUGAGCAAGCUGUCAAUCUCGGAAUCUCUCACUAAGAAGCUUCCUCCCGAUUCCAGGUGGGAAAUAACUGCUUAUUUUCGUUCCCUUCCCGAGGCAGGUACGAGCAAGGAAGCGAACUUGUGGAUCCCAUCCGACACAAAGCAGUGGCAACAGCCUCCACUUAUAACGCCUAUCAAAUCAAUGAAUUGUGAGCCUCUAUGUUUGCAAUUGUACUUGGAGCAUCCAUGUUUAUCAGAAUCAUUGCUUUGACAAGGGAACUUGAAUUAUUGAUUGAUUGGUAGCUUAGGAACCGAACCACAAUCACAUUUUUCAAAUGGAAGUAAAUGAUUAUGAAGGUAAUAAAUAACUAUAAUAUAAAUGGUCAAUACACCAAUAAUGUGCACUAGAAGAAUGUAACAAUUGCUCUUGAUGCAUUUUUGGUUCUGGAGUUGUGGUAGAUGGGGCUUGUAUCAGUUAAGAUUAGAUUUUUUAUGGAUGGAACUGUGUGAAGGAUGCAUUUCUCAUAUAAAUCAGUUACAAUUAAGAGAGUUAAUUUUCAUUUUGUGUGGCCAGUUGUUCAAGGUUGUAACCUAGAUAGUCAAACCAUGAAAUGUGCCAUCAUCAACGAUAAAUAUAGGAUGUGUGUAUAUGAGGGAUCAAGGGAGUAAUUCUGGGUAGAGUUACUCCGCUUAAUUACUUACAAUAAAUAUUGAAUUUUAUCAAUUUAACUGUUGAAUAUUUUUAUAUUAUAUUAAAUGAUUAAGCACACAAAAUUCAUCUUAAA